This is a messenger RNA of Solanum stenotomum, 1008 nucleotides long. RefSeq lists its product as uncharacterized. Lineage: Eukaryota; Viridiplantae; Streptophyta; Magnoliopsida; Solanales; Solanaceae. The record is from RefSeq and is a predicted model, not a curated record. Bases 238 to 900 code for a protein of 220 amino acids. Gene Ontology annotation, biological process: ubiquitin-dependent protein catabolic process. Gene Ontology annotation, molecular function: ubiquitin protein ligase activity; ubiquitin-like protein conjugating enzyme binding. The transcript has 2 exons. Gene Ontology annotation, cellular component: endoplasmic reticulum.
CCGUCUCCCGGGUAUAACUGAAAUUAGAGAUGAAUUUAGGUAACAACUCUGGGAGACAGGGUGAAAAUCCCUAGAUUCUUUGAGUCAAUACUUCUUCAAUACAAAUAAUUGAAGGCUCAAUUACCGCCUUUUAGCUUCGAUCCAUUAAUUGCCUUUGAAUCCCCUUGCUUUUCUUCUGAAUCGGUUUUGGGUGUUGGCAAACUUUUGAAGUUUCCAAUUCAAAUAAAACUGAGUGAGAUGCAGGACUCAACUACCAGGGCAUUUGAAAGCUCUUCUUCUUCCUCCGGAGAUGGGAACAAUGAUGCUGGUGAUUUUGAAUGCAACAUAUGUUUUGAAUUGGCCCAAGAUCCCAUUGUGACACUCUGUGGUCACCUUUACUGUUGGCCAUGCCUGUAUAGAUGGUUACGUCUUCACUCACAGUGCCAUGAAUGUCCUGUCUGUAAGGCACUUAUUCAAGAGGAGAAAUUAGUUCCACUUUAUGGAAGAGGAAGGACUUCUACUGAUCCCAGAUCAAAACCAAUCCCCAGCCUUGAAAUUCCUAAUAGACCUGCAGGACAACGACCUGAAACUGCUCCACGACCUGAACCAAAUCAUUUUCCUAAUCAUGGAUUUGGGCACAUGGGAGGAUUGUUUCCAACAGCAACUGCUAGAUUUGGUAACUUUACAAUGUCUGCUGGUUUUGGUGGAUUGCUUCCUUCAUUACUCAGCUUCCAGUUUCAUGGAAUUCCUGGUCCGACAGCAUAUCCUACCGCAUCAAAUCACCCUUUUGGAUAUACUCCUGCAUAUCAUGGGCCACAUGUUCGCAAUGCUCAAGACACAGCCCAAGGACAAUCAGAUAGCAAUCUCAAGUUAAUGUUCUUACUUGUUGGUUUUCUUGUGCUCAUUUAUUUGUUAGGCUAAAGAAUGGAUUCAGUCUAUCCCUGAUGCUAAUGUUGGCUGUCAGAUUUUGUGCAUGUGGAUAUGUCAAUUCUACACUCACCUUGAAGUUACUACUAACUUUGGCGAUUU